Gadus morhua (Atlantic cod) is the source of this 1144-nucleotide messenger RNA. RefSeq names its product cocaine- and amphetamine-regulated transcript 4 (gene cart4). The transcript is spliced from 3 exons. The record is from RefSeq and is a predicted model, not a curated record. Gene Ontology annotation, molecular function: neuropeptide hormone activity. The coding region runs from base 175 to 498 and encodes 107 amino acids. Gene Ontology annotation, biological process: G protein-coupled receptor signaling pathway; negative regulation of appetite; cellular response to starvation. NCBI's taxonomy places the organism in Eukaryota, Metazoa, Chordata, Actinopteri, Gadiformes, Gadidae.
CCUGCAGCCUCCUCCAAUCACAGCCGGGCAACCAGAGGACCGAGGACCGCAGACAAGAGGAACGAGACAAGUGAAGACAGAACCGAGAGGAGUGAAGGGAAUCGAGAGAAGUUUAGAGAGCCGAGAGAAGUGAAGAGACCAGUCCGUGUCAGUGAGGGUUCAGGACGUCGCAGCAUGGACCGGGCCCGCGCAGUGCUCUACCUGUCCGUACUCCUGUCGGUGGCGACAGCUGUUUUAACUUCUCGCUCAGAGGACCCCCAAGAGCUGCGAGAUCCCGAGGAACAGCGAGACCAUCGAGACCCCUACUACCGCUUCAGCACCGACGGUCUGGCGGAGCUGCUUCAGGAAGAAGAUGUUUCGGUGGAGAAGAGAGCCAGCAUCAUCCCACGGUGUGACGUGGGCGAGCGAUGUGCCAUGAAGCACGGACCUCGCAUCGGGCGUCUGUGUGACUGCCUGAGAGGAGCCGCCUGCAACACCUUCUUCCUGCGGUGCUACUGACCCUGAUACUGCUACCAAUACUACAAUACUGCUACUGAUACUACAAUACUGCUACUGACACUACAAAACUACAAUACUAUUACUGAUGCUGCUGACACUAAUACUGCUACUGAUACUACAAUACUGCUACUGACACUGCAAAACUACAAUACUAUUACUGAUGCUACUGACCCUGAUACUGCUACUGAUACUACAAUACUAUUACUGACACUACAAAAUUACAAUACUAUUACUGAUGCUACUGACACUCAUACUGCUAUUAAUACUACAAUACUACUACUGAUGCUGCUGACACUAAUACUGCAAAACUUCUGCUAAUACUACAAUACUACUAUUGACACUACAAUACUACUACUGACACUAAUACUACAAUACUACUACUGAUGCUACUAGUACUACUGACAUUAAACACACCAACACACAACUAUACGCACCCUUGAUACACAGAAUCUACACAAACACAGAAGAAUACACUAAUGAACCGCAUGUCUGCACACAAGUGUCCACUCUAACACAGCCCCUAAUGGGCGUUGAUACACACAUAACACAAACACACACACAUGUACACAAACACUUACACACAUGUGUUUGGGUUUAUGUUCUUGUGUUGGGUUAAUUAUUAUUUUUAUUAAAUGAAUCAUCUUGA